This is a messenger RNA of Photinus pyralis (common eastern firefly), 1688 nucleotides long. RefSeq lists its product as uncharacterized. The coding region runs from base 147 to 485 and encodes 112 amino acids. NCBI's taxonomy places the organism in Eukaryota, Metazoa, Arthropoda, Insecta, Coleoptera, Lampyridae. The transcript is spliced from 2 exons. The record is from RefSeq and is a predicted model, not a curated record.
AGGCCAAGUUGUUAGAAUCGUCUCACGCUUGGCUCGGCGCCUCUACAUCGUCAAUAGCCGAUUAUCCAAGCUUACUAAAGCUUAAAACGCCGACGUGGACGCAGGAACAGCUAAGAGAGGCGAUAGAGGCGGUCGUUAAACAGAAAAUGCGCUUUACCCAGGCGUCGUCGCGCUACGGCAUACCGAAGGGAACGCUUUACGAUAACAUACUUGGAAAAUCUAAACGCAUGGCGGUACUCGAGGAAGCAGGUUUGACGGCUCGCGAGGAGGAGGCGGUUUUAGAGUUUUGCUGCGACGUUUCCGUCUCGCCGUACAAUCGGCGAACGAAAAAGUCGCUUCAGUCGAUCUUGAAUUUUGUCGAAAAGCUGCGGCGCUUGCGCGAUCCCGAGUUUAUGUUUACGGGAUUGUCGGGUUUUCGAUGGUGGUGGGCGUUUUGUAAGAAACACAGCAUUGUCUCACUUUUUUACGACAAUGGCGGGUACUAACUUUUCUCAGGUGCUGACUGAUUUUCUACAAUUAGAUGUUAAAACAUUCCGUAGACGAUUUUUUGAUAUCAAACGCGCUUCCUCGACUACUGUUUGUUGUAAUCAAUCCGUUUAUUUUUACUUUUUUGUACAAUUUAUCCUCUAUCGAUGUUAUUAGAUUAUUAAUACUAUGUUUGCGUUGAUAUUUGAAUCGUUAAUAUGCGUAUUUUUGUGUGUAUUUAUAAUCGCUAGUUACGUUUACAAUUUUGUAUUCCUCUAUUAUAAACUACUUACGCACAACUAGUGGACUGUUUUAUUUUGAUAUUAUAUAAUACCUAAGGUGUUUAUUUGCCUCAUAUCGAUUACAUUAAUAUUCCAGUUUGUUUUAUUACUAUGAUAAUUACGUGUAGCAAUAAUUGUUAAAACAUUACGUUUAACUCUAUUGACAUUUGAAAUUGUCUAAUUAAGUUGAUUUUUGUUUUAGUGUAAAAUUUGUAGUUUGAUUUUGUAAAAAAGAUUUACAAUAAAUGACAGGAAGUACAAACAGGUCCCAAAAUUUCGAGACGCAGUUCCUGUUAGAUCAAAAAUUCCUACCAUUCCUCGACUUACCAAGUUAUCCCAAAAAGCUUCUUAUCUGUUUUCUGAAAAUUCAUCGCUCUUACAUUUUUUUCUGUAUUAGAAUUGGAGAUUAAACUCUAUGAUCCAAUAGUACCAACUAAAAAGAUAAGUUCCAGGCUCGAUAUGUCUGUACUGGCUUCCUAAAGUAAUUAAUAAAAAAAGACCCUAUAGAAAACAAACACGCAGAAAUAUAUACACGUCCGUUGCAGGGAACUUUAGUAAUAGUACACCGGAUAUGCGCCACUUAGUCUUUAGUAAAUGUCAAAAGAGAGAGGAGAAUACUUACCAAAAGGGGAAACAAGGCAGACUAACACUCCUUGUUCUGAUCUGGAGAAGCUAAACGAAUAAAGUACUUGAUAGGGACAAACAUAAACAGUAAUGGACGUCACAAUUGAGGAUAAUUUAAUCAAUGAUCUCAAAAAUAUUACAAAUAGGUCACAAAAUAUUAUCAAAAUAGGCUUCCACAGAAAGUACCGUUAAGUGAAUAUCCAAGCAAAUGUAAUAAUUACAAUUCGAUUGUAUCAAUAACCAGUAUGCAAUCAAACGUUAAUCAAGGAAUCAACGAAAUAAAAAAAUUACCGACCUCCUGAAUUCAAAAAGGCGCGG